Drosophila innubila is the source of this 645-nucleotide messenger RNA. Its product is annotated as 40S ribosomal protein S14a. NCBI's taxonomy places the organism in Eukaryota, Metazoa, Arthropoda, Insecta, Diptera, Drosophilidae. Gene Ontology annotation, biological process: translation; ribosomal small subunit assembly; maturation of SSU-rRNA from tricistronic rRNA transcript (SSU-rRNA, 5.8S rRNA, LSU-rRNA). Gene Ontology annotation, molecular function: mRNA 5'-UTR binding; structural constituent of ribosome; small ribosomal subunit rRNA binding. The coding region runs from base 22 to 477 and encodes 151 amino acids. The record is from RefSeq and is a predicted model, not a curated record. Gene Ontology annotation, cellular component: ribosome; cytosolic small ribosomal subunit. The transcript has 2 exons.
UUGAAGAACAGCUGAAGCAAAAUGGCCCCCAGAAAGGCUAAAGUGCAAAAGGAGGAAGUGCAGGUCCAGUUGGGUCCUCAGGUGCGCGAUGGCGAGAACGUUUUUGGCGUUGCCCACAUCUAUGCCAGCUUCAACGACACGUUCGUGCAUGUCACCGACUUGUCUGGACGCGAGACCAUCGCUCGCGUCACCGGCGGCAUGAAGGUGAAGGCCGAUCGUGAUGAGGCUUCCCCCUACGCCGCUAUGUUGGCUGCCCAGGAUGUCGCUGAGAGGUGCAAGACCCUUGGCAUCACUGCGCUCCAUAUUAAAUUGCGUGCAACUGGUGGCAACAAGACUAAGACACCCGGACCCGGCGCCCAAUCGGCGCUGCGUGCUUUGGCUCGUUCAUCAAUGAAGAUUGGUCGCAUUGAGGAUGUUACUCCUAUCCCAUCCGACUCUACCCGCAGGAAGGGCGGUCGUCGUGGUCGCCGUCUAUAAGGCGCCAAAUUUGUACGGCUGGAUUUCUAUGCUGCGUUAUUUUAUUUUGUUAUGCAUGCAGUUAUAUCUGUAAUAUCUGCUGAUGUAUGAACGACAAAUGAUAAUGCGCUAAUUAUUAAAUAUAUAUAAUACAUCUGAUAAUGUAGUAAUAAAUGAUUUAAAAAUGAA